Molecule: messenger RNA, 1179 nt
Organism: Haemonchus placei
Lineage: Eukaryota; Metazoa; Nematoda; Chromadorea; Rhabditida; Trichostrongylidae
Source: the annotation of a GenBank genome assembly
UAUCUCGUUACAGGACAAGUGCUGGCGGAGCGUGUUGUCGCCCAGGCUGAUGUACCUGAAGUGCGGACAUCAAUAAAGGACGGAUAUGCAGUCGUAGCGAGUGAUCCGAAAGGUCUCCGGAAGGUCAUUGGGUCGUCCACUGCGGGUUCACCGUAUCUCAAAUCUGUCUCAGCUGGUGAAUGUGUCCGUGUAAGUACCGGUGCCGCCGUUCCUGAUGGAGCUGAUGCUGUUGUGAUGGUGGAACAUACUCUCUUCAAGCCUUUCUAUUGCUCUUAUCAUUUUUGUUGUCCAGUGUUACUCUUUUUGAGGGCACAUCGUUUCAGUAUGCCUGGCAGCGACAUUGCCAAGGGAGAUCUACUGUUGGAUUCUGGAUGUACCCUUGGCUCUGCGGAAAUCGGUGUUUUAGCUGGGAGCGGAAAACGUUCAGUUCUGAUGUACAGAAGGCCUAAAGUUUGUAUACUGUCGACUGGCAAUGAGGUUAGUUGCACGGCAGAAGAUGUACCUACUGGCCAUAUCCGUGACACAAAUCGCCCUCAGUUAAUUGCCUUGUUCAGUUCGCUAGGAUUUAAGGCAAUCGAUGCGGGUAUUGCCGUAGAUAGGUUGGAGUGUCUACGCGAAUGUCUUGUCGAGGCCAUAAAAGUAUCGUUCCGCUAUGCGCAUGUGCUUGUAACGUCUGGAGGUGUGAGCAUGGGUGAAAAAGAUUUGAUGAAGGAUGUGCUGAUGAAUGACUUCGGCUUCAAGAUUCAUUUUGGACGAGUUUGGAUGAAGCCGGGACUCCCGACCACCUUUGCAACAGGUAUGGUUGACGGCGAGAGGAAGUUUGUGUUUGCUUUACCAGGUAAUCCUGUUUCGAGUUGGGUUACCGCACAACUCUUCGCUGUGCCAUUGUUGAGAAAGAUUGCCGGCCAUUCUAGAAUCUUUCAAAAUGUGUUGAAAGUUCGGAUCAGCCAAAACCUCAAUCUUGAUGCUCGUCCAGAGUAUGCGAGAGCCUGGUUACAAUAUGGUGGCGACAUUCCCCUUGCCAUAACAACGGGUGAUCAGAUUUCGUCAAGGUAUAUUUUUCGAUCCAAUUCUCUUUCUGGAGCAACUGUCCUGCUGAAGUUGCCCGGGAAGUCACCACAGUGCUCAGUUUUACAAGCGGGGGAAAUUGUGGACGCUCUUUGGUUAGGUCCAAAUUGA